Messenger RNA from Miscanthus lutarioriparius, 1104 nucleotides. The record is from the annotation of a GenBank genome assembly. NCBI's taxonomy places the organism in Eukaryota, Viridiplantae, Streptophyta, Magnoliopsida, Poales, Poaceae.
AUGAAUCCUAAGCGUAGGAGGAGUCAUAGCCCAGUUGAAUACAAGGAAGGUCGUGACAAAGAUUAUGAGACUUCUGGAAGGAAGGAUAACUCAAGAGAUCUAGAUGACACAUGUGAUGCUAGAAGAGGUCAUGAAUCGGGUAGGCACUCUGAUAAGCAUUCCUAUGGAACAUCACGUGAAUCCAAGAGGCAUGAUGACUAUAGGAGGUACCAUGAUAAGUACGGUGAUGAUUAUGGUAGAAGCCAUCCAAGAGCCUCUCGGUCAGACCGGGAAUCAAGGGUUGAUACUUAUUAUGAUCGCUCAAAACAUGAUGGCACAUCUGGUAGAUCACGUGGUGACCAGCGAGAUGUUGGCAGAUAUGGAGAAAAAUCUGUCAAUCGAGAUCAGAGGAGUAUAAAUGAAGGAAAGCAGGAGUCCCCUCGUGGCUAUCAAAAGAAUGAUGGUGGAGAAUACAAUAAAUAUACAGAUGCAAGAAAGCAAGAGUACAGAGGUUAUGGAGAUGAUAGAGAUCAUCACAGGGUUAUUCGUAAGAACAAGGAAACCAUCAAAGAGGACGAGGUCCUGAAGAGGAGAAAUGGAAAGGAAAUUGAGAAAGAAGCUUUGGUGGAAACUAGGGAGAAGAAAAGUUUAUUCAGCUCUACUGGGCCAAAUGUUGAUAAUCCAGGGGAUGCCAAACCAUCCUCAGCCACAAAUGAAGCCUUGGAUAACUCUGCAGGAACCAUAGAUGGUGUGAAUGCAGCUAAAGUUGCAGCUAUGAAAGCUGCUGAAUUAGUGAAUAGGAACAUUGCAGCAUUUGGUCCUGGAACUGGGCGCCUAUCCACUGAUCAGAAGAAAAAGCUUCUUUGGGGUAACAAAAAGAGUAAUCCUUCGGAGGAGACAAGUAAACGUUGGGAGUUGUUUUCUGAUCACGAGCGCCAAGAGAAAUUUAACAAACUCAUGGGUGUGAAGAGCAGUGCCCCAGUUCAGGAAAACAUGGUCGAGAACAAGGCCGGGAGCUCGGCGGAAGAAGCCAAGAAGCUGGAGGAGCUCGACACCAACCUGGAGAAGCAUUACAUAGCAGGCCUCCGCAGGAGAGAUGGCAGGACAGUCGGCCUUGGCCUCUAG